This is a messenger RNA of Vitis riparia (riverbank grape), 1883 nucleotides long. Its product is annotated as UDP-glycosyltransferase TURAN. The transcript has 17 exons. Gene Ontology annotation, molecular function: mannosyltransferase activity. Gene Ontology annotation, cellular component: endoplasmic reticulum. NCBI's taxonomy places the organism in Eukaryota, Viridiplantae, Streptophyta, Magnoliopsida, Vitales, Vitaceae. Bases 167 to 1633 code for a protein of 488 amino acids. The record is from RefSeq and is a predicted model, not a curated record.
AAGUUAUAUUUCUUGAUAAAAAAAUUAACCUAGCGUAGCCGAAGGGUUUGGCUUGGGUUUUUCUUGGGAUCCAACCCUGGCAAACUCCAUAAUUCUUCGAUCCGCGAGGUACUCGGAGAGAGCCAAGAUCGAUAUAAGAGGAAACACAGACUCGUCAAAUUUUCAGAUGUCAGGGCGGAAAGAAGAGAAUAUUGGACGGACAGGUAGGGCGGCGGUGGUGGUUCUCGGCGACAUUGGCCGCAGCCCUCGAAUGCAGUACCAUGCCCUCUCACUUGCCCGCCAGGCUUCUCUAGAGGUGGACAUUGUUGCAUAUGGAGGUUCUACUCCCCACUCUGCUGUUUUAGAGAACCCGUCUAUUCAUAUUCACACAAUGAAACAGUGGCCAACAAUCCCUCGGAUUGUAUCAAAGAUAUUUUAUCCCUUGGUUCUUCUCUUCAAGGCAUUGUUUCAGUUUUUUACACUUUUUUGGUUUCUCUGUGUUAAAAUACCUUCUCCAGAUGUUUUUAUAGUGCAGAAUCCACCUUCUGUUCCAACCUUGGUGGCUGUUAAAUGGGCAAGCUGGCUGAGAAAUUCAGCAUUUAUUGUUGAUUGGCAUAACUUUGGAUAUACUUUAUUGGGAUUAUCUCUUGGAAGAAGUAGUCGCUUUGUGGCACUCUAUCAUUGGUUUGAGAAGUACUAUGGGAAGGCUGCAAAUGGUUCAUUAUGUGUUACGAGAGCAAUGCAGCAUGAGUUGGCGCAGAACUGGGGAAUUAAAGCCACAGUUCUAUAUGAUCAACCUCCUGAAUUCUUUCGUCCCACUCCAAUGGAAGAGAAGCAUAAGUUGUUCUGUAGAUUACAUAAAGAUCUCUGUCAUCCUCGUGGUGGUCAAGAUUGUGUCACUGCUGGUAAUUUAGAUGGAACCAUGGAACUGUGGAACCAGGAUACAGAUGAGACUUUGUUUACCGCUAAGAUGGACACGGACAUUUUCUUGAAGUCAAACAGGCCAGCACUUGUUGUUAGUAGUACGAGCUGGACUCCAGAUGAAGAUUUUGGCAUGCUCUUGGAAGCAGCAGUUAUGUAUGAUAGACGUGUGGCUGCAAUUUUGAAUGAAGAUGAUUCAACUAAAGAAGAGGUUCUUUGGAAGGAAACUAAUAGUGGGAAACAAUUCUUAUAUCCAAGGUUACUUUUUAUCAUUACAGGUAAAGGGCCGAACAAAGAAAAAUAUGAAGAAAAAAUAAGGCGGUUAAAACUCAAUCGCGUGGCAUUUCGUACAAUGUGGUUGUCAGCUGAGGAUUAUCCAUUGCUUCUUGGAUCAGCUGAUCUGGGUAUAUGCCUACAUACUUCUUCAUCAGGAUUGGACCUGCCUAUGAAGGUGGUGGAUAUGUUUGGUUGUGGACUUCCUGUUUGUGCUGUUUCCUACUCCUGCAUCGAGGAACUUGUGAAAGUUGAGAAAAAUGGCCUUCUAUUUUCAUCAUCCUCGGAGCUAGCUAAUGAACUCUUGAUGCUCUUUAAGGGUUUCCCGGACAACUGUGAUGCUCUGAAGUUGUUAAGAAAUGGUGUAGUGGAAGCGGGAUUUUCAGCUAGGUGGGAUACUGAAUGGGAAAGGCAUGCCAAGCCAUUGAUAUCCAAGGUUAUCUCUGAGCAUUGUCAUUAAUUUCUAGCUGAAACUAGAAGUAGAUGGGGAGCCCCUAUAAAUCCGACACCAUGCUGCGGAAAAGGAUAUUUUAUAUAUAUUUGUCAGCGCCAAUUUUAUGUCUGAAUGUGUGCCGACUCCACGCCGACUCCAUUCAUCUGAAGAACAUUCCCUUGUCUAAGUCAGUAGGGCCUUGUUGUUGUUAAUAUUGUUAUUUUAUUUUCUAUGGAUGCGGAAAUUAAGGGUAAAGUUUGAAAAUUUAUAGAGUGAA